UAAGAAUCCACGAUGUCCGUUGUUGUAGUGUUCGUUUUCCUGCUUUUGGCCACAGUCUCUGCUGUUGAGCCUCCAACUGGUUAUAUUUUGGAUGUCAGUAUAGAUUGUGGAUCAAGCGUCUCCGACUCUCCAGUUAUUAAGAUCCUAUCGGAUUUGGACAUCAAAGCAGAAGCCCAUUGUGUUGGCGAAUCUUUCAAGUUCACAACGGAUGACAAUGUACAUCAUGAAGUAACUGCUUCGUACACUGUGGAGGGUGCUAAUUCAAAUUGUAUUUUGAGGAACACCAAAAAUACUCAUGAAGCAGAUGUACAUGUUCUAUUUGGUACUACUGGUGGUCACAUUUUGACUAAAACACAAGUAUUUACUGUGUCGUGUACUUUAGAUUCUAAUGGAAUCGUUAGUGCUACUAAUCUUAACACGCAAUUAGGACGUAUUGCCCAUAAAGAAUUGGUAACUAAUGUUGGUACUUCCAUCUUGGCGGGUAAAAUUACUCUUGAAUUACAAGACGUCAAAGAACAGAAAAUAACUGGUGAUACUCCGAUGGAUAAAUGGGUUUCUUUGUAUGCUGUAUCAGAUGGAACAAUGUCUGAAACUGGGUUAAAAGCCUUAUCUUGUUACGCCAAGAACUCCAACGGUGAUGAAUAUGGUAUUCUGAGAUCUGGCUGUGGUGAUGGUUUAGUAUUUCCUAAAGAUGCCGGAUUUAAAACUGUUGGUAAAACCGUUCGCAGCCCUUAUUUCAAAUCUUUCUUGGUUGAAGGAGAUGCUACUAUUACUUAUGAAUGUGAAUAUCUGCUAUGUACAUCUGAAUGUAAUGGGAGUUCUUGUGAUAAUACUGUUGUACCUCCAAAAUAAAAUUGUUAAAUUAUUCGUUUUUGUGUAUUACUCCACUCUGUUUUUGCAACACGUUGGCUGUUUUUAUUGUAUACGGCUUAUGGUUCACUUUUCUGAGGUCCAUCUCCUU
This is a messenger RNA of Lottia gigantea (owl limpet), 961 nucleotides long. RefSeq lists its product as hypothetical. Bases 13 to 852 code for a protein of 279 amino acids. The record is from RefSeq and is a predicted model, not a curated record. Lineage: Eukaryota; Metazoa; Mollusca; Gastropoda; Lottiidae. The transcript is spliced from 8 exons.